Molecule: messenger RNA, 4968 nt
Organism: Pestalotiopsis fici W106-1
Lineage: Eukaryota; Fungi; Ascomycota; Sordariomycetes; Amphisphaeriales; Sporocadaceae
Exons: 4
Coding region: 1-4968 (1655 amino acids)
Molecular function (GO): ATP hydrolysis activity
Source: RefSeq, a predicted model, not a curated record
AUGAUCCACCCAGUCGGCUGGAUCACAGCGUGCGCCGUGGUGCUCGGCUUCCUCUGCUUACUGCAUCCCCUAGCCUUGAAGAUUCGACGACGUGAUCAAAGCCCUCAGCCUUACGGCAUCCACGUCGUUUCCGACCCGCCAAAUGCUAAAUUUGAAAUUGUUGCCGUCCACGGUUUAGGUGCCCAUCCCGAAUAUACGUGGAUCCGCCGCGUUAAUGCCCAGAAGGCAAAUACUACCCCGCAAGAGGUUCACUUGCUGCGGGACCUUCUGCCGGAGACGUUUCCCGAAGCCCGGAUCCUCAGUUUUGCCGAUAACACCAGCUGGCUGAUCGAUGCGCCGGUAAAGACAGCCCGAGAUCUUGGCAAAGAUUUGCUCGAUCAGCUGAAGAAGCACAGAGCAAGUCAGCGAGGGCCGCGCUUGCCAAUUUGUUUCAUAGGGCACAGUUUUGGCGGAAUCAUUAUCAAAGAGGCUCUAUGCAUGCUGGCGAUCACAGACGAGAUAGUGCAAGAUACCUCUGGUAUCUUGUUCCUAGGAACCCCGCACCAGGGAUCUUCACUGUCUCUGAUCGGAUCCUUCGCGGCAUGGCUGACAAGCUUCCUCGGUUCCAGUGCCGACUUGCCCUUGUCUCUUCGCCAGGAUUCUCCAGAGCUUAGGAACUUGGCGGGCACGUUUGAAAGCCGUUUCAAGGAGCGUAGGGAUGUCAAAAUCUAUUCCAUUUGCGAAACAUUGCCUACAAAAGUCUUUGGUAUAUCGGUGGUUACUCACAAUUCGGCCAAGUAUCCUGGCAGCCAUGUUAUGCUUGUCAAUGCUGACCAUUCGGGGCUCAACAAAUGUUAUGGGUGGAAAGACCAAGCGUACGUCAAGAUCACAGAAGCGAUCAUUGAUAUGCGCCGUCUCUCGCUUCUUGAUCGCGCGGAUAAAGAUAUCCGCAAUAGCUACGAUAUGGAAAAUCUGAAGAUCGAGAGAUUAUCGAGUCAGAGAUUGCCGAUGGAGCAAUGUUACAUCAACUUGGUUCUAGUAGAACAGAAUCAGCCCCAAGAUCCAAGACAGGAUUCGACACAACCACCCGCCUUAUAUCCUACGUUACUGGAGCGGAUGGACAUCAAGGAAAGUAGUAGCGAAAAACAAUUUGAUCUUCAGACGCUAUUUCAACCUCGUAAGAUCGAUCGAGAGGAAGAAAUCAGAUCACCAAAAAGGAUCUUGAUCCGAGGUCGACCCGGUGUUGGAAAAACGACACUAUGCAAGAAGAUUGUCCAUGACUUUGUUUACGAUCGCCAAUGGAACGAACACUUCAAACGCUUGUUCUGGGUCCCGCUGCGAAACUUGCCACAGCGCAAUCCACCUUAUACAAUCAAAAACCUCCUCCGCGAUGAGUUCUUCGCUCAAUCUAGUGAUCGCAACUCAGAGUCAAAGCUGGAAGAGCUGUUUCGUCAGUGCAAUAGCCCUGAUUUUAACGACAGUCUCUUUCUCCUCGACGGGUUGGACGAGAUCUGGCACGGUCUCAGCACCGACAGUGACUUAUACAAGUUCGUUCAACAUCUGCUUAAUCGGCCUAAUGUGAUCGUUACCACACGGCCGUCAGUCCAAUUUUCUGGAAGAAUCAAUGAAUUCGACCUCGAACUGGAAACUGUUGGGUUCUUCUCAGCCCAGGUCAAGGAGUACGUGCGAAAUGUAGAACCAUACAACGCUAGCAGCAUCCUGGAUUUUCUCGACGAGCAGCCCCUCGUUGCAGAUCUUGUUCGGAUACCAAUCCAGCUCGACGCCUUGUGCUUUGCCUGGAGAGAUAAAUCUGCUAUCAAGCGAGAUGGCCUUAUUAGACCAGAGACGAUGACAGAACUGUAUCAAGCUAUCGAGCGAGGAAUCUGGAAGAAAGAUGCGGUUGCUCUGGGAAAGAUCAAACAACAACAAACCCCUUUUUGGACGGAGCUCGAGCUGAUGCUCGAAGAGGAGAUUUUUCUCCUUGAAAAACUCGCGUUCACCGGUAUACACAAUAAAAUCACAAUAUUUGAUUCCGGGGUUAUCCGAAAAUUGUUGCAGCACCUACCAUCUCCUAAAUUGAUGAUUGACUCGACGUUGCAAACUCUUUCGCUUCUCCGAGCUUCCGGCGUAUCACCUUUUGAUAUGGAUCGCAGUUAUUAUUUCCUGCAUCUUACUCUGCAAGAAUACUUUGCAGCGCGCUAUAUCAAGCGGCAGUGGGCCAAAGGCGACAAAGGAACCUUAGACGUCCUGGAUCUUGAGAGCGAAAUCUGCGAGACAUUACAGCCUGCUACUUUCUUCCACCGUCACAAAUACAAUGAAUAUUACGAUAUUGUUUGGCGCUUUCUGGCCGGAUUACUGAAUUCCGACACGGAAAGUCAAGUACGCUUUUUCAAUGCAAUCCAGUCUCAGCCAUUAGAUGUGCUCGGUCCAGCUCAUCAACGACUUGUAAUGCGUUGCCUCUUUGAGACCAGACACAAUUUUUCCUUGCGGCGGCCACUUGAAGACCAGCUAUCGGCGUGGUUAGACUUUGAGUUUGAAUUGUAUCAACAGUCUUCCGGGGAAAAGCUCGUCUACAGAUCCCUAGCUGGAGCCAUGGAGUUUCCAGUGGAUGUUCUUGAACAGCGCAUGAGCAGCGACGAAAAGUUCGGACACUAUUUGCUGCAAUCAAUCAAACCACGCCGCGGAGUUAGUACCUCUUUCGUUGAAGCGGUCAUCAUGCAUCUCAGAAAGUGGAGUGACAUGGAAGUGUUACUAACAGCUCUGUCAUUCUUUAAAUCUUUUUCUGAUGGAGAAUUGCCCAAAGCGUGGAUGCAAGAAGUGGUUGCGAGACUUGAGCACAGUAACACUAUUAUCCGACUAACUGCUAUGGAUAUCCUCCGGAAGCAGUCAAGCCUGCCAAUGGGGACUCUUCAAGCAGUUGUGGAGAAACUUGAAGACAGAAAUCGCCACGUCCGGCAGGCUGCUGCCGAAGUCCUAGGAAACCAGCCGGAUAUAUCGGGAGCGGUACUCCAAGCAGUUGUGGACAAAAUUUUGAACAAGGAUCACGACGCCCAGGAGUCUGCUAUUCAAGUGUUUCGAUAUCAACCGAGCCUUUCAGUAUCGUUGCUUUCACUCAUCAUUCACAAGCUCGCAAGCAAAAAUAGUCGCGUCAGAGAUGCUGCUAUUAAAGUUCUUCAAAAUCAACCGAGCCUUUCAGUAUCGUUGCUUUCAAAUAUUGUUCUCAAGCUCGAGAGCGACUAUUACUUCAUCAGCGAAGCUGCAAGUCGAGUCCUGCAGGAACAGCCCAGCUUACCAAAAGGAGUACUCGAACGAAUCAUUUUAAGGGUUAAGGGGGUUACUUUUUAUAGGACCAGUGAGCCUGCUCUCGAGGUUCUUAGGAAGCAGCCAAGCCUUGAAGAAUCAUUGCUGUGCAUUCUAGUUGACAUGCUCAAGAAUGAGAAUCCGAUCAUCCAGAGAUCAUCUGUUCCUAUCCUUCAAAAGCAGCCAAGUCUGCCAGGAGCGGUCCUCAAAACUAUUAUUCAGAUGCUCGAGGGCGGAAACCCUUAUACCGUUUGUGCUGCAAUCCGAGCCCUCGAGAAACGGCUGGACCUUUCCGAAACUCUGCUCGAAGGAGUUAUCCAGAGGCUUGAGGACCAAAACGCAAACGUCCGUGCUUGCGCUAUCGAACUCCUUCAAAACCAGCCGAGCCUACCAGAAGCGGUACUUGAAAUCGCUGCUCAUCUGCUCAGGGACAAAGACUCUGAGGUUCGACAGGCUGCUACCUACCUCCUCAAAAAACAGUCUGAUUUGCCAGUAGCAGUAUCUGAAUUGGUUACUCGUUUUCUCGAGGAUGAAAGCUGCCAAUCGCAUGCUCUCACUAUUUUUGAGAACCAGCCAAGCUUGCCAAAAGCGGUGCUUAAACUCGCCAUUCAUUGGCUCAAGCAUGAAGAGGCUCAAGUACGACGGGAUGCCAUAGGCUUGCUUGAAAACAAGUCGAAUUUGUCGGAAGAAGUGCUUGAAAUUGUUGCUCGGUUGCUUGAGGACGAGGACGAGGAAUCUGACGUCCGAUGUGCUGCCGCCAAGUUGUUCCGCAAACAGCGAAGCCUGCCAAAAGCGGUUCUUAAUAUCGCCACUCGUUUGCUCGAGGACGAGGACGAGGACAAGAACGUCCGAGCGUUUGCAAUGCCUCUGCUUCGAAAUGAGUCGAAUAUAUCGAAAGCAGUGCUUAAAGCCGUCGCUGAAUUUCUCGCGGACAUGAAACAAGAUAUUUAUGUACAAAAGGAUGCUUACGGACUUCUUUUGAACCAGCUCAACCUUCCAGAAGAUGUGCUUCUAAUGGUUCUUCAGAUCCUCGCGAAAGAGCCAGAUGCGUUUGGAUCAUAUGCGGAAAAUUUCCUUAGUAAUCAGUCCAGCUUGUCUCUAGCGGUGCUUCACAAACUCGUCCAUAUCCCGCACCAACAGGCUAUUAGCUUCCUCAAAACUCAGCCAAGUCUACCGGAAGCAAUACUUGUAAGGCUCGCGCAACGCGUCUAUGACAGCACCAAUUAUUGGGACUAUUCUGAGAUCUUUGAAGUUUUUAAAGAGCAGACACAUCUCUCAGAAGCGGGGCUCCAAGCAAGUGCUAAUAUGCUCGAGUCUCAAAACUCUAGUCUGUAUUCAUUUGCUUUAGACGUCCUCGAAAAGCGAAGCCUACCAACAACGGUACUAGAAACGGUGGCAAAACGUUUGCCAUUAAUAUGCUUAUCAUACAGCGAUCAGAGGCUCCUAUGGAUGCUUAUGGGCAACCCUGAACUGAUUCGCAUAUCCCAGUCUGUCGGUACAUUUAGAGCGCUGUUUAAAUACUUACUUCGACAAAGCUGCAACGUUCACUGCGCUUGGUAUCACGAUGGUCAAACCCAUUUCUUGACUAGCGGCGGUGUCAUUGUGGACCUAUCGGACCUGGUUCCUACUUGUGUCAUCAACCAAAUGGUGCAAUAUUUCUCUGUUCCCACCGUAGCGAUGGCAUUGUGA